AAUCCUACAAGGAGCACCACCAGGCAGUGCUGAACCACCAACCGGAAAGAGGGAGGAGCCGCAACGGAAAGUCGGAAACGCAAGGAGGCAACCAACCAAACAAAUUUCCACUCCAAAACGAGCACCAAAUCCACAACGCACGCUUUCCCCUCCUCGCGCGUCGUCCUCCUCCUUCCGGCUGCUUCGAAUCCGCGCGGGCGGCGGACCGGAUCCCGCUCCAUGGCGGAGGGCUUCGGGCGGUGGGAGUCGGAUCCGCUCUUUCCCGCUGCCGAGUGCGUGCAGGACUCUGCCGACAGGAUGGAGGGUGUCUACCGCUUGCUCUUGCAUGAAAGGAAAGUUAUGCAGGAUGGUACUUCAGAUGCGAAGUUUCAUGCUCCAGUGCAGUAUGAGAGAGAUGUGAUUACUGCUCUCGGAACUACCAAAUGGCAGUUGGAGCAAUUUGAGAGGGAGGUGAAUGCAGCUGCAUUCUCUGACAAGUCAAAGUCAAGGGAAAAUGCAAUCUUGAAAUUUAGGCAAUUCAUUAGAGCUAUAGCUGAGCAGAUUUCUCAGGUGGAAGAAAGUUUGGAGAAUCUUAGGAUUUCCAAUAAAACUCCAAAACAUUUAUACUCAAGUGAACAUGAUGGAGAUGGGCUGGCAUCUUUUCUUUGUGGCAGCAACAAGGAUGACCAUGCAUAUUAUUCCACUGGUACAGAUGAAAUUGUUGAGCUUAAGCUCGACAAUGCUCCUAGAGUAAAUGGUUAUCAUUCCACUGAAGAACAUACAGCAUAUGAACCCAGAUACUCAGAAAAGGAUGUGGAAGGAGCAACCAAACUUCAAUGUUCAAGUGGAGAAAGUGCACAUGAAGGGGAUCAUAACAAUAGCAGUAUGUAUAGUUUUGAUGCUGAUGAUUCUGUAGGUAGGAGCCAUUUUUGCAAAAACAAACUGAGCAGACAGUACCGUAGUUUUGUAAGAAACUUAUGGUUUACAAAGCAAGGCCGUGAGAGCUUUACAAAGAGGAGGAAGGAUGGAGAAUAUACGGAUAGCUUGAGAAAUGGAGAUCCACUACCUUCUUUCAGCCGACCUCCAUCUGGAAGGGCUAUGUACUUCUGGCCGGAGCUCAUCAAGAGAAGAUUAAGUAGAUCUGAGUGCUUUACAAGUCACAAUUAUUCUCAAAUUCGUUUAGCAACAGCAAUCUUAACUGCACUUGCUGUUCUCUGCUUGCUGGUAUCCCACGUGAGAUGACUGAUCAGUAUCCAGUUUUGGUGCGUAUUAUGUAUGUAUUUCCACGAUCCACGGUGUACUGUGCCAAGCUGUCAUGCCGUGCAUACCGAGGUUUGUAAACGUCUGCGCAGUUGAUAGCUGUGGUCACUUGUGAUUAGCGUGACCCAUCAUCAACACUUCCCAAAAUUUUCCACUAAUCCACAUUUUUUGUUCAAAGCUGCCACAUGAUGUACUGUAGUAUUUGCUCAUCUUACUGGUAUAACUCAGAAUUGCCAGAUCGGUGAGAUUGAAAUCCGGGUGUUUAUUUCUGGGAAGCAGUUUACUUGUGUUAAUAUAUUCUUAUGAAAGGCACACUUGAAUCGAACUGAUUCAUUGUAUUGUACCUAGUUUGUAACUGCCCCAGUGCCCCUGCCUGGGAUAUUGUAUUAAAUUUGGUUUUUUGUGGAA
Phragmites australis (common reed) is the source of this 1647-nucleotide messenger RNA. RefSeq lists its product as uncharacterized. The record is from RefSeq and is a predicted model, not a curated record. The transcript has 5 exons. Lineage: Eukaryota; Viridiplantae; Streptophyta; Magnoliopsida; Poales; Poaceae. The coding region runs from base 220 to 1221 and encodes 333 amino acids. Gene Ontology annotation, biological process: Golgi vesicle transport. Gene Ontology annotation, cellular component: membrane.